AUGAAUACACGCCUCUUUCGAGACGAAGUUCGAAGCGAUGGGUAAAUGCGUGUGUACAUGCCCGUAAAGGCUGCAAGUAGGAGGCAAGGAAAGGCGAGGGUAAUGUUGAACAUCGAUGGAGCUCAUGUAAUUUGGUCAACAAGCAUUAAGGGUUUCAGUAAGUGUUGAAAUGUUUGACGUUUACCGGCUGCACGGAGUCGAUAUGUGUUGAUGUGCCAUGGCUCCGCGAUGGUUUCACCUCUGUGCGCUGGUGUUCUGUCCUCCUCACGGUAUCCGGAUGGGAAAUCUCUGCAGAAAAGUGGCACACUGGCCUCGAAAUUAAUUCCAGAAUUCUCCAACAUCGGAAAAGUAUUAUAAAGAUAUGGAUAAACACUGCAUAGUGAAGGAUGAAGCCACGUCAAAGGCAGCAAAGCGCAAGGAAAACAAACAGAAACAUGGACGGCUUUUUCGAAAGAAAUCAUUGAAGUCGGUGGGGAGUUUUGUAAAUAAAAUAAUCAAAACUUUGGGCACUUUCACCCACUUUGGAGACGUUGCAGUUCAGGGCGCAGAGGAUGACGAUGGAGGGUUUCGUGACGGGACACCUUGCACACUCAGUGCCAACUCAGGAAAUAUCAAAGAGGAUGACGCCGGGGAUGAUUCUGUUAAAAAUAAUGCGAUAGCUUCUUCCCGUUGCUCGGUGAAAGAAAGAGUUUUAUGGUGCUAUGGUGGCAAAAUUCCAGGUGUUCUAGGCUUGAAAAAUCAUGGGAACACCUGUUUCAUGAACGCCGUGGUCCAGUGCUUGAGCAACACUGACCUGCUCGCAGAGUAUCUCGGGUUGGAGCGGUACAAAUUGGAUUUGAGUCGAAGGAGAAUUAAUGGGGUAGUUAGAAGUGAAGACACGCAGCAUGCCAGAGGUGAAGUCACUGAGCAGUUGGCAUCACUUGUUAGGGCACUCUGGACUCUAGAAUACAUCCCGCAACUGUCAGUGGAAUUCAAGAGUAUAGUAUCCAAGUAUGGAUCCCAAUUCCGAGGAAACUCACAACAUGACGCCCUGGAGUUCCUACUUUGGCUUCUGGACCGAGUUCACGAGGAUGUCAACUUGUCCUCCUGCAGCAACAACAAUAACAAGACCAAAGCCCCAGGGAAGGGCCCUGGUAUAUCAGAGGAGGCGAUGGUCACUGAGCUUCCCCACUCGCAGCAGCCCGGGGCAUGCCACAGCUUUGUACAGGAACACUUCCAGGCACAAUACAAGUCAUCGCUGACCUGCCCUCAUUGUCAUAAACAGAGUAACACCUUUGACCCUUUCCUCUGCAUUUCACUUCCCAUCCCUCUGCGCCACACCAGGCCUUUGUGUGUAACUCUGGUCUUCAGUACGAAGGGUCAGAGAUACCUGCGCAUCGGGCUGGCUGUGCCUCUCUUUGGCUCGCUGGCCUUUCUGAGAAGGAUGUUGGCGGAUGAGGGGAAGAUCUCCCCAGACCAGGUGAUCCUGACAGAGAUCUACACCACAGGCUUUCAGCGCUCCUUCUUUGAUGAGGAGGAUCUGACGUGCAUAGCCGAGACUGACAUCAUCUAUGCCUUCCAGGCCCCACCCCUAUACAUCAGAGGAGGCUCUGCACUAUUCUCAGGGUACCACCACAGCCUGCCGUCCUCGCCAUACUCCUCCGGGCCCGAAGGUCAAAGGUUACCUCCAUCCGGAACUUUGUCAUCUGAGUUCCUGAACCAUGGUGUGCCGGUGAAGAUCCUGUUGCUGGUGUGCAACGCCGCCUGGAAUGCCCAGCAGGCUGUCAGGUUUGGACCUCCGUUCCUGAUGAGGGAGGACCGCUCCAUCUCCUGGGACCAGCUGCAGCAGAGCAUCCUCAGCAAGCUCUACUACCUGAUGAUCAACGGAGCACAGGCCCAGAAUGCCAGAGUGCUGUUUAAGAUCUGUGUGGUGGGAGGAUCAGCGUCCUACAGCUACCUCUCCCCCCAGGAUGGACGGCCGCUUUACCACCCAGCAGUGAACAGAGCUCUUAAUCUCUGUGGCUCAGGAGGACCGCCCCAUGUGAAGCUCAUCAUCGAGUGGGAACACAGAAUCAAAGACUGCCUGUUUGGGAACAUCCAGGAGGAGGUGGUGAAGGAUGCUGAGAGUGUGAGAGGCCAGCAUCAGCAGCACGUCCAGCAGCACAGUUGUACCCUGGACGAGUGCUUUCAGCUCUACACUAAAGAGGAACAGCUGGCCCCAGACGAUGCAUGGAAAUGUCCCCACUGUAAGCAGAUGCAGCAGGGCAUGGUGAAGAUGAGCCUGUGGACGCUGCCUGACAUCCUCAUCCUCCACCUCAAGCGCUUCCGGCAGGUGGGCGAGCGCCGCAACAAGCUGGCCACGCUGGUGCGCUUCCCCCUGGACGGCCUAGACAUGGCGCCCCAUGUGGUGAAGAGGAGUCAGAGCACCCGGCUGCCCCCCCACGGUCCUCUGCUCCCCGGCCCCCUGCACCCGGCCUGGAAACAGCCCUGCCCACCCGACGUGGCCCCUCCAGACUUCCUAUAUGACCUCUAUGCCGUGUGUAACCACCACGGAGGCAUGCACGGGGGACAUUACACAGCGUUCUGCAGGAACUCAUUGGACGCCCAGUGGUAUGGGUAUGAUGACAGCAGUGCAGAGCCAGUCACAGAGGGGGAGGUGUGCACACGGGGAGCCUACAUCCUCUUCUACCAGAGACGCAACACCAUCCCUCCAUGGUCAGCCAGCUCCUCUCUCAGAGGCUCCACCAGCUCCUCCAAGUCAGACCACUGGCUGAUCCGUCUGACGCGGGACAGUCUGUUCUCUGGGGGGUCCACCUCUGGCCCUCCUGGCCCCACACCAACCCCCGAAUCCCCAGAGCUCCCUGUGUUCGUGGACGAGCCUCUCAAAACAGAGACAGAUAGGUUUGAGAAUAAGCCAUUUGUCCGAGGCAUUCAGGGCAGGAGCGUGAGCAUGAGGUCACCCACUAAGACCAAGGACACCCUGAGCAAAGUGCUGCCCCUGCGCUGGUCCUUUGGUUCCAAGGACCGCCCCAAACCCUCCGCCCCCAGGCGAGGGGAGCUGGUGGAGUACCUGGAGUCAGGGCGCAGGCCGCGGUGCACCAAGGACCCCAUCAUCACCCUAGUGGCCACCCCGCUCCAGGGCGGGCACAGGGAGCUGGGCAGCUCCCCCAGUGGGAGCAGCCUGAGCUGCAUGGACAGGUCCAACUCUGAGGCCUGCGACUCCCCAAGAGUACCAGAGGGCCAGAGCAGGCCUGCCGUAGAGAGGAGCUCCAGCCUGGGCCUCAAUAUUAUCACUAAAGCCAGGGAUGACAGCUCACUGGGCCGGAGGUCCUCCAAGAGGUUCAGGCAGGACCAGGGCAGGACCCUGGACCCUCACACCCAUAGAGGCUCCACUGAUGGGGUCCACAUCAGCCACAGUGCCCCCCCAAGUAGGGACUCUACACUGAAGAGGCCCAAGGCCCAAGCAGGGCUGACCUCCAGAGUAGGGGUGCUGCAGGCUGGUCUACAGCCUGAGGAGAGGAAGGGGAUGAGGGGUCAGGAGGUAAGGAGCCACGACAGCCUCUUGUCCUUUUUCAAAUCAGGCUUCCUGAAGAAAGACACUCAGAGUACACCUAGCAAGGGGGAGGUGGUCCGGGCCAAUGGCCACGGACGAGCCAGCAAGGUGGCAAACGGUAGUUCGUCUAAACUCUCCCUCUCCAAUGGGACUCUGAACGGUGUAGCGCUGGAGGAAAAGAGGGCCAACGGCACCCCUAGAAGUGACUGCCGUCACAGCAAAGGGGAGCUUGUCAACGGGAGGGCAGGUAGUCACAGCUCUGCUGCGGACAUCAAGCGUGCCCACAGCUCCAGUAACAUCCAGACCAAAUUGGACUUGACCCUGCGCAGGUGUGCUUCUCUGCAGAGGAACGGGCAGGUAGCUCCGCCGGCCUCCCGCAGCAGCCUGGCCACAGACAAGCCCAGCUAUGCCACCCUGCAGCGGGCACGCUACAGCACCACUUCCCUGGGCAGGCAGCAGAGACCCGUCCCCGAGUCCUGCUUCUGACUCCCUCCGCACAGCUAGGCUAACUGGCUGCUGCCACAGCAGUAGAGUUAUCUGGAGUGUGUGUCUCUUUAUUUAGAGUUUGUGCCAAUCCUACUGCCAGGGUUAGCAUGUUAGUGUGAGCUGAGCAGUCUGGCCACCACUGCUAGAGCAGCGGAAUAGUCACGGUGUUACUAUAAGACAGGUUCUUAGGGGAGGCUUUGCCAACAGCUGAAAUCAGUAAUGCAGUGCGUAACAGUUAACUGUCUGUCAUAGUCUUCUGUUAAUGUAAGUGCCUCUGUGACAGUUCAGAAUGAUUGUUUGUUGAACACUGGAACCACGCUAUUGAUUGACACACAUCACAUCCAGACGGUCACCAGGUCUCUGUAGUAUAGCCAGCAGAGCUGUUGUUUCUGAAGGGCAUCAUGUACCCUCUGUUAACACUGAUGUUUAUUGACGUAUUGUCUUUGUGUGUAAAUGAAUCUAUGCAGACUGUGUACAAUGGAGAGGUACAACUGCUGUAUUGUGAUCAUAUUUAUUCCACAGACAUGUCAAGCAUCUUUCUUGGUUGUAUGCUGUCCUUGAUUUUCUAUUGAUGUAGCCGUGGAGGAAUAUCCUGCACGAAAGGAUUCAAUUAAAUGAUUGUCUGUCUGUGCUUCCACUGCAAACUGUUUGCUGGGACCUCACACACUUAUGUUAUUGCUAAUAUUCAUCAUGUAUCAUCCACUGUCAGUGGCAACUGAACGAAACAAGUACUGUAAUAACCUGGUUGUUACACACCUGUUACUGACUACCGUACUGUAACGACGGUGUGUGAUUGGAGGAGAAGUAAGGGUAGAGGAAUGAAAUGCCGAUUUAUUUUUCGGAACUAACAUGAUUGAAAUACUGGGUUGAAAAGAGGGUAGUUGGCACACCAUGUACUCCAGCACAGUGAUGGUCUUGUAUAAUCCACAAUAGAUUUAAUGGAUCUUGAACCAAAGUUUGUGCCAAUCAGAACAUUCAUCAGGACCCUGAUAAAGGUCUAGAUAAUCUAGUAAAUAAUCUCGUAAAAUAAUCAGAAAGAGUCACUUGAGAGUUUUGUACAUUGACUUGUGUGAACUUAGAUGGGUGCUAUUAUGUGAUGGUGAACUGUUGUGGAACCUCCUCACACCGGUGGUUUAGGUGGUUUAGGCCCCUUAUAGAGCAGCAGGGACAGACUGACAGCCCAUUUCAAGGCUUUUAAUGUCACUCCCUGUAUCUCCCCACUGCUGAGCUACAGAGAAAGUUACUGCCUGUGUUUCACAAUAACUCACCAGGGGGCAUUAAACCUGCUCCCCUGUUGCCAUGGCAAACUCCCUUAAAGAUACCAACUGUGAAGGUGCUGCUGUCUGUUGUACUCUGCAGAGGGGCAGGGAUUUCUUGGUUUUCAUUCAUUUUCAACCUAAAACAUCUCUUGCCUUAGGUUCCAAUAUACAAUACAUGACGAUCUAUUACAUUACAUGAAGAUAAUUUUGUAAUUUUUCCUAUAGAGUGCUGUAAUGCAAUUUAUUCGUUAGCCAUAGGGUACAUGCCAAUUCAGAUAUAUGCACGUUCUGUAUAUGUUCUAGUCAGUGCAGAUUUCCCAGAAACAAUGGUUGGAAACGUAUGAUGUGUGUUUUAUGUUAGGAGGGUGUAGAGCAAAUGUGUUUGAGCUUACAUCAACUGUAUAUGAACAUAUGAAGUAGUAAUACAGAUAUUACCAACAUAAUAGCAUACAGUGCUUCUGUAAAGGGAAAAACACUAGUAGAUUAAAUGUAUUGAUCUAUUAGAUUUCUGAGUUACUUAAUUACUUAGGCCCAUCGCCCCAUGAGAAGCAUAGGCCAUCAACUGAGUUGACUUCAUGUAUCUGAAAUGAUCUAGAAUCUAGAAUCAUUUACUAUUCUCCUAAAAUAUAAUGUUAAUAUGUAGGAUAUAUACUGUAUGAUUGUGUUAGCAGACAUACAGUAGUAGCUAUGCAAUAUAAUGGACCAUAUGGGAUGCCCCAUAUGCAUCAUCAUAACUUCUUCUAAUGGGGAUUGGUUGAUGACACUACACCAUCAACCAUCAUGACAAAUUGGUUGAUGACACUACACCAUCAACCAUCAUGACAAAUUGGUUGAUGACACUACACCAUCAACCAUCAUGACAAAUUGGUUGAUGACACUACACCAUCAACCAUCAUGACAAAUUGGUUGAUGACACUACACCAUCAACCAUCAUGACAAAUUGGUUGAUGACACUACACCAUCAACCAUCAUGACAAAUUGAUUGAUGACACUACACCAUCAACCAUCAUGACAAAUUGAUUGAUGACACUACACCAUCAACCAUCAUGACAAAUUGAUUGAUGACACUACACCAUCAACCAUCAUGACAAAUUGGUUGAUGACACUACACCAUCAACCAUCAUGACAAAUUGGUUGAUGACACUACACCAUCAACCAUCAUGACAAAUUGGUUGAUGACACUACACCAUCAACCAUCAUGACAAAUUGGUUGAUGACACUACACCAUCAACCAUCAUGACAAAUUGGUUGAUGACACUACACCAUCAACCAUCAUGACAAAUUGGUUGAUGACACUACACCAUCAACCAUCAUGACAAAUUGGUUGAUGACACUACACCAUCAACCAUCAUGACAAAUUGGUUGAUGACACUACACCAUCAACCAUCAUGACAAAUUGGUUGAUGACACUACACCAUCAACAUUGGCUGAUGACACUAGCUCAAAUGUUAUGCCUUUUUUUUUUUUUUCACUUGUUCUCAUCAAAAAAAUUUCUGUAUCACUUUGUUUACCAUAACGAGCACUUGUUUUGGAAGGGACCCUAAAUGAAGGAUGCUUUCCUUGGGAGGGCAUGGGUUGAGUAUAUUUUAUAUGCAACUUUUGUAAAAGUCUACAUUUUAUACCUGAUUUGUAAUUAUGUAAAUGAAGGCUGCAGAUGAUCAAAUCAGAUCAUGUAUGCUUCUGAUCAGAGAGCAACGUCAGGAUAAAGCACAAGUGGACUUUAAUUGUGAACUUAACAUAUAUAUUGUAUCUGCCUCUAAUAUCUGCUUAUUACCAUACUGGAAUUUAUUUGAAUUGCAAAUUAAACACAGCUUUUCUCACAA
Messenger RNA from Salvelinus fontinalis (brook trout), 7100 nucleotides. Its product is annotated as ubiquitin carboxyl-terminal hydrolase 43-like. The record is from RefSeq and is a predicted model, not a curated record. The transcript has 15 exons. The coding region runs from base 362 to 4018 and encodes 1218 amino acids. Gene Ontology annotation, molecular function: cysteine-type deubiquitinase activity. Gene Ontology annotation, biological process: protein deubiquitination. Lineage: Eukaryota; Metazoa; Chordata; Actinopteri; Salmoniformes; Salmonidae.